This is a messenger RNA of Limulus polyphemus (Atlantic horseshoe crab), 5209 nucleotides long. RefSeq lists its product as uncharacterized. Bases 35 to 1246 code for a protein of 403 amino acids. The record is from RefSeq and is a predicted model, not a curated record. The transcript has 6 exons. NCBI's taxonomy places the organism in Eukaryota, Metazoa, Arthropoda, Merostomata, Xiphosura, Limulidae.
UCUGAACUUUAACUUGUUAGCAAUGUAGUGGCUGAUGUUUCAUUGUAUGCAAAGAGUCAUAUUAAACCUGAAAUUUUCUCUCCCUUUUGCUUUUUUUUUAUGUUUGGUAAAAAUGGUAAUAUUUAGUCGAAACAAUGUGUCGGAAAGAUUUGAAACGGAGCUUAUUGAAUUGAGACGCUUGGGUUCACGAUGGAUUCUUGAUAAUGAUGUUGUUGAAGAUUGUAUAAGCACAGUUUUUAAAGAUCAGAGCGAUAAUUUUAGCUCUUUACCAGUAAUAUCAAGAGGUCAAAAGAUAUUUAAUUUUUGUUUGCAUAUACUGGAAGUGAGUUUUUUUAAGGUUUGGAAGUUUUGCAGAACCUUUUUAUUCUUGACAUGGAUUAUACUUAAAGUAAUAUUUGGAUUAAUUUUAGUAUAUGCUAUUGCAUCAUCACACAACCCCACACAAAAGUUUGUUAUGCGACAUUCACAAAGUUUAAUAUAUCCCGUAUUACGAACUGUCAGAAUCUGGAGCUUACCAUUGCUUCGCAAAUAUGACUAUUUCACUGAGUGGCAUGAAGAAGAGUGCCUUCUUAAAAACCCUUUUUACAAAGAACCACCACCAGACUGUUGGGUUUGUGAAGAUGUGCGAACAGUAGUUGACCUCACAGGGCUCCAUAAUUAUAGCAAGGCAUAUGCAUAUAAUGGAAAACCUUUUAUAGUAAGGGAUAUUAUGGACUCGCCAAUAUCAUUACAUGUGUUAAAGAACAUGUAUUUAGCCAGCAAAGAGGCUUUAAUUAGAGGAACAGCAAAAUUUGUCUCCAACUCUCCAAGACUUGGUUCUUUAAAGGAACUGUUUGAAGGAUUAUCAACAGAGAAUGAAUUAUCAAGAAAAGAUAUUCAGAUUUAUUGGAAAAUGAACAGAGUUUCAUCUGCUCGGAUUAUUCGUCGAGUCUUUAAGCGCCCUUACUUUAUACCUGAAAGUAGUGAAGUGGCAUUACAGAGGUACCUGUAUAUAGAUGGGCCAGAAGCUUCUCAGUAUGUACUGCCUUUAACUGACUUUGCCAAUGUUUGGCUUGCCCAAGGUAAGGGCUUCAGAUUAAUUGUUUUAGACCCAGCAGAGGGAUGUCAACAGAAUUGUUCAUCUGUUUCUGUUCUUCUAAAACCGAAGGAUGUAUUGUAUUACAACUGGCAGGUGUGGAGGCCAAGAUCGUUACCAGCACGACUGACUGAUGACCUGAGCAUAACUUUCAUGGGCUCCUUCUACUGAAUUACUGUUUGAAAACAGAUGGAUGGAUUCAGUUGCUGGCAGAAUAGUUAGCAGAGAUAGUGUACAUGAUUAUAAGCUUAAUAGAUCUUCAGGGAUUUGCAUAUAUGUAGUAUGUUGAAAUAGUCACUAGAGUAAUACAUUUCUUACAGUAGUAGGUAGGUUGGUAUUUUUUAGCAAAUUCAUUUAGUUUUUAAAAACUGUAUAUUCUGUUGUAGGGUGGUUCCACAACUUCUUGUACAACACAGCAAUGCUGUUUGUUGUGGCCAGGAAAAUAGUAAAAAACCCUAUGUAUAGAACACAUAGCUACUAUUUAAACUAAAUUAAGUAAUAACUAUUUAAAUUCCACAUACUAAUCCCUGCUAAAAAGCUACACAACUACUGUACUUUACCUAACUGAUCAAGAAAGUAACACCAUUAAAUGUAUGUCAGAGUGGCUCAAAAAGACAACAAUAUAUCCUCAUAAUAAUAGCCAUUCCUUCUUGUGAAGCUAUUAUAGUCUUUUGUUGCACCUUUAGUGGGUUCCCACUUAUUAAUGGUCUUUUUAAGAGGGAAGACAAUGUAACAUUCAAUGGCAUGCUAUUCCAAAAAUCAGUUUCUUUCUUUCUUGUCAUUGCUGAAGACUCUUUCUCCUCCAGCAUUGGAUUGGGGAAUUACAAGCUCCAGUUGUGCAACCUGAGCAAGUUCUGCAAAUCUAGCUUUGAUACCUGCAAGCUUGCAAGUUGCUAGAUGAUCCCAAAUUCUGUCCAUUCUAUAUGAUACAUUUCCAUCUUCACGCUUUAUUGCAGCAUCAUUCCACAUAUCCUUUGGAAUAGGAAUACCUUUCUCAUCUAAUAGUUGAUAUUCUGUGAACUGUUCUUGUAAUUGAUUUACUUGAUGUCUGUAUUGGAAGGGCAGGAGAUGAGAAUAUCUUUUCACAUAGAACAGCACGUUCUAGAAUGUUGAGAAACUCCUUUCAACAAAACUUACAAACCUGACAUGUUUGAGUAUGUCAUGGUCAUCUACCCAAGGGGGUUUCUUGAUGGCUUCUGAGGCUACAGUUGUUUAAAAAUUCCUGACACCUUUAAAAUAGAUUUUCCUCUGCUCUGGUGAGAUGUUUGCCCUCUUCCCUAUGUUUUGACAUUUUUACUCGAGUGGUUCAUCUGGCAGUUGGUUUGGGUCCACUUAAAAGUCAACAUCUGUUACAACAGGCACUUUGUAUUAUCUCUGUUGUAACAAAUUUACCGCACAGCUUUCUUAUGAAUGAAUCUGGAUAAAUGGCAUAAAUAUAUGGAUCUUCUCUUUGAAGAAAUUGAUUAAAGCAGGUGAAUACUGGCAGGACUGAACUGUAUAACAGCAAAUAAAUAUCUGUCUUAGGAUUUUCAAAAUGGGUCCUCAGUCUUUUUGAAUCUUGACUUUCUUUCCUGGCAUGACUUGAAAUAGGUCUUAUUUCCUUCAAAGAGAUCAAUAUUCAUGGUGGCUGCUGUCUUGUGUUGACAUGAUUUACAACAUCCCUAUACUCAACAUCACAAAAAUUAAAUCAUGUUGAUUUUCUCUCUGUAGACUUGUCAAACCAACAUAACAGGUCUAUGCACAAGUUUUUCACACCAAGCUUUACCACUGAUUAAAAGGUAUCUGAUGCUUUAUAGGCUAUGUUGUGUAAGAGAUGACAUGGACAACCAACAAAGUAACAUGAUUGGGCCUGCUUCAUCACUCUUAAUUUAAUUGAGUUCCUUUCACAAAGAUUGAUACUGGUGUUAUCCACACCAAAUGACAUGCAGUUAUCUCAUGCAAUGGAAGGUUAUCAUCAAUCUUAUAAAAAAAUUGUUGCAGCAGUUGCCCCUCCUAUCCCUGUUGUGGUGAACAUGUCCAAAAGAUUGAAUUCUACCUUAUUUGUGUUAACAUCAUACAAACGUUCAAUAAGAGUAUUCAUUUUCUGACGUUCGGUGUUAUUGGAAAAAAAAAUGUAUUAAGAAUGUUCUAAUAUUUCGGAGUACACUUAUUCCAUUUUCAGUGAAAUCUAAAAAUAGUGUUACAAAGAUAUUUAUUAACUAAUGCUACAGUAUCAUUAAUCACUAAUUUACUUGGAUAUUCAGUAAAAUGUUAAAUGGAGAGAAAACAUAUUAUAGAAUAAUUUAAAGUGACAUUUAGUUUCACCAAUAUAAGAAGCUUUACAGUGUCUGCACCUGUAUAAACAGAUGAGAUGCAAACAAUGGCAAUCAGUACACAAUCUUUGUAACUGAAAAUUUUUAAGUUUGAGAUUGGGUUUAAAAUAGCUUUCAGAUCAACUUGAGGAUAGUAACAGUUAAGUAAUUUUUUUCAGCUGCUUCAUGAUAAGUGAGCUGUGUCUUCCAAGAUAUGGUAAGUUGGUGUAUAAAGAUAAUUUGGGUAGAAUAGGUAUUUUAGGUGGCAUAGCAAACACAUCUGUUAAGAAUGAGCAAGUUAUUUUCUCCAAGAAAUGCUUUAUGUAGCCAUUUCAAAAGAAAAUGCUUUGUAUAAAAUAAAUUUCUUUGUGAAGGGCUAGAUAGGAAUUAUUUCUUUAUUUCAUUUGUGUUUAAAAUUAAAUCUGAAGUCUACUGAAUGUAGUGUUUUUAAAAAACAUUAAAUCAGUUUAAAUAUCAUAAACAGCCAUACUGUACUCUGCACAUAUCACUAUCAUCGACAGCCUUCAAUGUUUGACAUCACCAUGUGUGUAAAUAUACAUGUGUUCCUGUUUUCCAUCAUGCUACUCUGCUGUAUCUUUGACAUUUCAAGUUAAUUUAGCAAUAGGAAUAUCCACAGUAUAUCUACAAGUGUGACGUAUUGUGCUCACUUAUCUUCUUCCUUACUAAGACUUGUUAUGAAUAUAAUUUAAGUUUAAUGAUAUAUAUAUAGACACACACCCCAAUUUACAAUGGACACCACUUAUAGGUAUUUCCUGAUAUGUCAGCUAAAUUGUACAAGUGUGUUGUCAUGUAAGAAAUAUAACUUUAUUGUGAAGCAACAAUGUAAUUCUCAUUGAGCCCUCUAUCUCCAUAAUGUUUUAUAGCUUGUUAUUUGAAAAACUGUGUUUCACAUAUGAUACAGUAUACUUCUGUAAGCCUCAUCUGGUUUUGUAGCUUGUUACUUUAAAAGCUUCAUAUCUGACAAAUGGUACAGUAUACUACUGUAAAUAAGAUUUGAGGUUUACAUCACCAUGUUAUUUUAUAGCUUGUUACUUGCACAGCAUUUUGAUUAGUACACUGGCUCAGAAACUGCACCCUAAACUAUUCCAAAGUAACACUUUUAUUAAUAAGUUAAAGACUGGUUUUGAAAGAGUAAUCACACAUUUAAAAAGCCAUUUUGAUGAAGCUCAUUGAUACUGUUAAUGAGCUAAUAAACAAGAGCUUGAAGCUGAUGGAGGGCCAAUUUUUCUGAAUGAUAGUAAAAGUUAUUUCAUAUUAAAAGACAGUCUAAUCAAAAACAUUUUAGAUGUGAAAAAAAGAUGCAGCCAAAAAAGGAUUGAGCGUGAGACUUAAAGAAAUCAAAUCAAAACUGGCAGCCACACUUAUAGCAUUGAUAAGAAUUUUACUGCAAAUAUUCAGUCAUUACUUAGCCAGGUUGCAGUUUUUGUUCAACUUGGAGCAUGAUGGUGGGUAAAACAAAAUACUAUUACUUGUCUGACCACCUUAUACUAAAAUAUUCUGUAUUAAGUUUUAAUAAAUAAUUCUGUAAUUCAGUUUCUCUAGUUUUUGUAUUGUUAUGGUAUUUUCAGAAGAAAUUUAUUUUUGCACAAGUAGAUCUGCUACUAACAAGGAAAUUUGGGAAGUAGUCCUUAUUUGAAAAUAUGUGAAGUAAUAAGAGUUGGCAAGUUUUGAAGACAAAAACAAUCUUUAUUAUCACUACACACAUACACACAGAAAAAAAAAACACCCCAAAAAUGCAUGCUUACUUAUACAGACAAUAAGACAUAUCGUCUGCCAUUUCCAUCAGGUCAUGAUUAAGUCUGCAACUUUCUCUCUCUCAAAA